Molecule: messenger RNA, 1999 nt
Organism: Pecten maximus
Lineage: Eukaryota; Metazoa; Mollusca; Bivalvia; Pectinida; Pectinidae
Product: glutathione S-transferase 1-like
Exons: 10
Coding region: 506-1804 (432 amino acids)
Biological process (GO): glutathione metabolic process
Molecular function (GO): glutathione transferase activity
Source: RefSeq, a predicted model, not a curated record
AAUAUAUCCAUAAUUUACCUGGGUAGAGACAUAAAUAAAGGACACCUGUCUAUUAAGGACACUUGAUCUGUCCCGUUGUUGUAUUUUAUAGAUAGGUUUGACUGUAGCUUCAAAAUGAUACUUUUAUGAUAUCUUAAACUGGUCAUUCUGGUCAUUCUAACUAAACAUAAAAGCUAUCAUACUAAAACUCACGACAUAUAUGGAAGGGAUGUUCGAUUGGGAUGUCAUUAUUCAUCAGGAAUGAACUUUUCUCUUCAAAUCUGUAAUUCAGAACACGAAUAGAAUUCGGGUACAUAGUGCCUCACCUGUACGACAGAUGUCGCUAACACGAAAAAGUACUUCCUGGACUAUUUAGCACUCCUCACAAACAUUCACUGAGAAAAGUGUGUUAUCUAAAAUCAAUACUCAUUCUUAUGUUGUAAAAUAUGACCCAUGCAUCAUAAAUGCAGGUGAUCACCUUCCAUAUGAACAGUCUCUUAUUCACCCUUUCACCAACUCACACGUAAUGUCUAAAUACAAGUUAAUCUUCUUCCCAUACCGAGGGAGAGGCGAAUUGGUACGCCUUACAUUCAUGGCUGCUGGGGUAGAAUACGACGAGGAGAUAAUUGAGAAGAAGGAAUGGCCUAAAUUCAAAAGUAAGAUGCCCACAGAACAGCUACCCGUACUGGAGGUGGACGGGAGGCGGUUAGCACAGAGUCUGGCUAUAACCCGAUACCUAGCCAGGGAGUUCGGUUUGGCUGGUCAGGGUAACCUUGGGCAGUGUCUGGUCGAUAUGGUGGUGGAUACGGCCGCUGACGCAUUCAAAGAGUAUCUCAAAUAUCACAACGAGACUGACGAGGACAAAAAAGCGGAGCUGCAGAAGAAGGUGGUGGCAGAAAUCACACCACAGUUCGCGAGAAUUUUUCAAAAUCUCUUGGAAAAUAACGACGGAACAAAUGAUUGUUUUGUAGGCUCCAGUUUGACCUUAGCCGACCUGGCUUUCUACGAAGUAUUCACGCACUUUCUUGGGCAUAACUCCGAGGCUUUGAAAGACUUUCCAAAGUUGGCAGCAAACCGUAAAAUGGUUGAAGAGAACAAAAACCUAAAGCAGUACCUGACAAACCGCUAUGAUAGUAUUAUCAAUCCCAGGCGGCUGCAGCAACCACAGAGACACGCUCACAUUUCCCUGAGCAGCAUGUCGACAUACAAACUGAUUUAUUUUGACGCCCGUGCGAGGGCUGAGCUGAUUCGUCUGGUAUUCGCAGCAGCUGGACAGACAUACACAGAUGAAAUUGUCAAUGAUACAGAAUGGCCAGCCCUCAAACCAAAAAUGCCUACAGGCCAGCUACCCGUACUGGAGGUGGACGGGAAGCAGUUGUCACAGAGUCUGGCCAUAGCACGAUACCUAGCCAGGGAGUUCGAUAUGGCUGGACAAGGAAACCUGGAGCAGUGUUUGGUUGAUCAAGUAGUUGAAACAGCGGCAGACGGAUUUAACGAGUUCUACGAAUAUUACAAGCUAAAUGAGCAAGAAAAAGACACAGACAAAAAGGAGGAACUCAAAAAGGCAUUUGUAAGUGACGCCGUUCCAAAGUUUGCAAGAAUCUUCACCACCUUUAUUGAAAACAGUGGAGGCAAAAACGGAUACUUUGUUGGAGCAAAAUUGACUAUUGCCGAUAUGGCAUGCCACGAUAUAUUUACAACAUUUCUCCUACUUAACCCAGACGCUUUGAACGACUUUCCCAAAUUGGCAGCAAACCGACAGAAAGUGGAAGAAAACGAGAAAAUAAAGGAAUACAUAGCAAAGCGUCCAGAAAACUCGAUAUAGAACCCACACAUCAAGAGGCUUCGCAGUAUAUGAUGAGAUAUCGAUAUUUACAAAGAAAUUUUCCACAUCUCACGGAAUGUGACAUAUCUACUGGAAUCAAUUAACUAAUGAACCAGUUGUUUCCAUGUGGUUAUAUGUAAGGUGUAAUUAAACCCAGCAAGUACGUUCUGAAUAAAAAUAUUAAAAGUCACCCAA